AUGGAUGAAGCGGCAGCCAGCGCGAAGCUGAACGUGGUGCUGUUCCCGUGGUUGGCGUUCGGCCACAUGAUCCCGUACCUGGAGCUCGCCAAGCGCCUGGCGGCGAGGGGCCACGCCGUCACCUUCCUCUCCACGCCGAGGAACGUCGCCAGGCUCCCGCCCGUGCCGGCGGACCUGUCGCCCCGCGUGCGCCUCGUGGCGCUGCCCGCGCCCGUCGUGGACGGCCUGCCCGAGGGCGCCGAGUCCACUGCCGACGUGCCGCCGGAGAAGCAGGAGCUGCUCAAGAAGGCGCUCGACGGCCUCGCCGCCCCGUUCGCAGCGUUCUCGCGGACGCCGUUGCCGACGACGGCGGCCUGGAUCGCGUUCCUGGGCCCGCGGUGGGCGCAGGCCGCGCAUCCGCGCACGACGCUGGAGGACUUCACCGCGCCGCCCAGGUGGUGCCCGUCGUUCCCUUCCGCCGUCGCCUACCGCCGACACGAGGCCGGCUGGGCCGUCGACGCGUUCCAGCCCAACGCGUCCGGGGUGUCCGACAUAGAACGCAUGUGGCAGAUCAUAGAGCGCGCCCGCUUCACCAUCUACCGCAGCUGCGAUGAGGUCGAGCCAGGGGUGUUCGCGCUCCUCACCGAUCUCUUCCGCAAGCCGGCCAUCCCCGCCGGGGGCCCUCUUGCAGCCCGACCUUGCCGAUGGCGACGGCAGCUCCCGCUCAGCUGGCAGCCACCAAAGUCCACCAUCUACGUCGCGCUUGGGAGCGAGGCGCCGCUGACGGCAUGCAACCUGCACGAGCUCGCGCUGGGGCUGGAACUCGCCGGCGUCCGCUUCCUAUGGGCUUUCCGGAAGCCGAGCGGCAUGUCCGCGCCCACCAACACCGACGUGGCCGAGCUGCUGCCUGCCGGGUUCGAGGACCGAACACGGGGUCACGGCCUGGUGUGGUCGGGCUGGGUGCACAGGGCCUCAUCGCACGGACGAUGGCGGAGCGGGGCGUCGGCGUGGAGGUGGCGAGGGACGAGGGAGACGGCUCGUUUGGCAGGAGACAGCGUCGCGGCGGCGGUGCGGAGCGUCAUGGUGGAGGAACAGGGAAAGGUGUUCGCGAGUAACGCGGAGAGGCUGAAGCAAGCUCUCCGUGAUCAGCGACGGCAGGAUCAGUACAUGGACGAGCUUGUGGGAUAUCUUAAACGUUACAAGGAUGACAGCUGCUAG
Molecule: messenger RNA, 1197 nt
Organism: Miscanthus lutarioriparius
Lineage: Eukaryota; Viridiplantae; Streptophyta; Magnoliopsida; Poales; Poaceae
Source: the annotation of a GenBank genome assembly